Messenger RNA from Micropterus salmoides (largemouth bass), 4816 nucleotides. RefSeq names its product paired box 5 (gene pax5). Gene Ontology annotation, molecular function: RNA polymerase II cis-regulatory region sequence-specific DNA binding; DNA-binding transcription factor activity, RNA polymerase II-specific. The coding region runs from base 461 to 1738 and encodes 425 amino acids. The transcript has 11 exons. NCBI's taxonomy places the organism in Eukaryota, Metazoa, Chordata, Actinopteri, Centrarchiformes, Centrarchidae. The record is from RefSeq and is a predicted model, not a curated record. Gene Ontology annotation, biological process: regulation of transcription by RNA polymerase II; anatomical structure development.
UUGUAUGUUUGUGUGUACGUGGCCGCCCGCGCGUGUUGCUACGUGCACGCGGGCGUGUGCGCGUAUCGCAUUUGUGUGUGCAAGCUCGUGCGGGAAAAGGACAGGACAUGAGUGCACAUUGAGAGAGCGGCUCUUUUACUCGGCGUGAUCAUUUCACGCUUCCCCCCGAAGCCUUUUUUCCACCUAAAGCGUUUAGUUGCAGCUGACUGAGCACUUGCAGGGAGUGCAAUAGGGAGCGGAAGGGUCGAAUUAUUUCAACCUACAACUCGCCCCAAAACUACUGUAGGGCGAAAGAAGAAAAAAACAGAGAGGGAGAGAAGAAAACAGUGCCAGAGGGUGAGGGUGAGCGAGAGAGGGAGAGAGAGGAAGAGAGGGAGAGGGGGACACUGGAAAAAGUUUUUGUUCUUUUCCUUUUUUUUUUCCCUCCCUUCAUCGCCUCCCCCUGUUCUACCCGGGUAACAUGGACCAGGGGCCCAAGAGUCCUGCACUGCGGCUGGGGAGAGCAGGACAUGGUGGGGUGAACCAACUUGGAGGUGUGUUUGUAAACGGCAGGCCCCUCCCAGAUGUUGUGCGGCAGCGAAUAGUAGAACUCGCCCACCAAGGGGUUCGGCCCUGCGACAUCUCACGCCAGCUACGAGUCAGCCACGGAUGUGUCAGCAAGAUACUGGGCAGGUACUAUGAAACGGGCAGUAUCCGCCCCGGGGUAAUCGGGGGAUCCAAACCAAAGGUUGCUACUCCCAAAGUGGUCGACAAGAUCGCCGAUUACAAACGCCAAAACCCCACCAUGUUUGCCUGGGAGAUCCGGGACAGGCUCCUGGCCGAGAGAGUGUGUGACAACGACAGUGUCCCCAGUGUCAGCUCCAUCAACAGGAUCAUUCGGACAAAGGUUCAGCAGCCGCCCGGCCAAACGGGCUCAGUGUCGGCUCACAACUUAGCGACGUCCGUGGCUGCCACACAAGUGUCAGCAGUGACCAGUGACUCAGCCGGCUCCUCGUACUCCAUCAGUGGCAUUCUGGGUAUCAGCUCAGCUGCUGACGUGGGCAAGAGGAAGAGGGACGAAGGUCUGCAGGAGUCACCACUGGCCAACGGGCAUGGCCAUAGUGGGCGGGACUUCCUCAGGAAGCAGAUGAGAGGGGAGCUGUUUUCGCCACAGCAGAUCGAGGUAUUGGACCGCCUGUUUGACAGACAGCCACCCUGUCCAAUCCAAUCCAGCUCUGACCUCUAUGUGAGCCCUGACUGUGGCAAGACGUCCGAUUAUUCGGCCAUGGCCUCACUAACUGGUGGAUUGGACGAGAUGAAGAACAGUUUAGCCAAUCCUGGUACAGGGUCAGAGUUAGGAGCCAGUGUGUCCGGUCCACAGUCCUAUUCACUCGUUCCAGGUAGAGACCUAGCCAGCACCACUCUGCCAGGCUACCCUCCUCAUGUUCCUCCCACUGGCCAGGGCAGCUACUCCACCCCCUCCCUCACUGGCAUGGUACCUGGGGGAGAUUUUUCCGGAAGUCCAUAUUCCCAUCCCCAGUAUUCCACAUACAAUGAAUCGUGGAGAUUUCCUAACCCCAGCUUAUUAGUGUUUCAGCAGGAUUAUGGGUCUCUCCUGGGGACGGAAAUCGGCUGCUCCUCCAGUCUCUUCACCAGCCAGGCAGGACAGAUGCAAGGGUCCCCGUACUACUACAGUGCAACAUCACGGGGGGCGGGGCCUGCUGCUACUGCAACAGCCUCCGCCUACGAUCGCCACUGACCCCUCCUACUGAGAACAGAGGAGGAUGAGGAGAAGGAGACGAGGGAGGGAGGGAGGGAUGGAUAGCACCAGCACCAAUCAGUACAAACCUGCCUACGCACGGACAACAAUGAGGAUGAAGAUUUCAAAUUUCUGACGUCAGUGAAGUUUGAAUUUUCUUUGAUUGACACUUAAAGCCAACAAACGCACUGCUGGCCUGCAACACAGACAUGCUGUUUGGGUAUUACAUUACUGAGAGGACACAGGUGUGGCAGUGUCAAUAUGUGAUAGAUUAAGAAGAUUUUUUUUAAGCACGUAAAUUGGACUCCAGUACUUUUGUCAAGGCUUGGUAUUCAUUGUUUUAAACAGUCACCUACAAAUCCAAGAAAUCAGUGGACUGUGUGUGCAACAGAGACUGAAGCUGUAUUGUGGUCUUCUGGGUAAAAUGUGUUUUCAGGUUGAGUUGAUCAGAGCAAAAUCACUUAUUCAAACAGUCUUUUUAUGCCCCGACAUCAAUCAAUCAAUUUUCUAUGCCAUGCUACGGUGAAGUAAAGACAAUCCAAUUCUCAUAACUUUAAAUGACCAAAAUCACUUAAAGCAUUACCAUUCUAGUCUCUCUGCUGUAGAUUCAACACAUUUCCCCUGGGAUCACAAUGCUUAAUAUUAAAUACCCUACUUGUUCAUGGGAGUGUCCAGUUUCACAAUUGACCGUUCGCUAAGCCCCCCUUCCUACCCCCAUUAGUUACUGUGCUAUGCCUGGAGGAAGUGGAAAUGGUGUUAAAUGUCAUAACAAAACAAAGAAAUCUUUAGCUGUAGCCUGUAGUGACUUAACAGUUCAUUGAUGGCACAGUUAGCUAAUGGUCAACACAAACCUCAACAUCUGUCACUAUUUGUUUGCGUUACACUAAUCAGAUUUUGUGUUCAUUAAUAAUAGUGUAAUUGCUUUAUUUGUGUUUCUAAAAAUACUUUUUUAGUUAUUUAUACAAGCCAAGCUCAAACAGCACGACUUCAGUAAAUCCAGCAGAAUACAGAAUCAACCUCUGUUAACGUGCCUCCCAUCAUUUCCCUCCUUAAAUGCACAUGCAAUGAGAAGAGAGGAGCACCUUGCAGACACUCAAACAAAUAACACUCCGACUCCAGCCAGCUUGAUAAAUACAGCAUGUUUGAAAAACAGACACAAAGGCCUUUGUAAAUCUGGCCCACAGUUCAAUGUAUCUUUACACCUUUGCUUGUCUGUUGAUGGUUUUUAAAAAAGGAAGAUAACACUCCACCCUCCAAACUUUAAAUGCAGGGUAUUAGUCUUACUACAGCCAAUCCAAAGCUUGACAGGUCUGCCGUGCCUAGUUGUGGUUGCUGAGCUAUGACUGGAUAGUUGCUGUUGGGGGUGGGCUUUAGCAAGCGGUCAAUUUGAGCCAUUUUAGCCAGAUCCCACUGUGCUUCCCCAAUAAGGAAAACUGUAUCCUAACAUCCACACUUGCAUUCAAAGUGGUUUCAAUGCCACUGACUGGCCUUCCAGUAAAGCACAGCCUAAAAUCUGAGCCCUCUACUGUAAAACGAACAAUGUACAUGUUCACAUCAGACCAAAAUCAAAUCCACCAGGGAGUGUUACUGUACAGGAAGGUGCUAUCCUACCUCCCCAGCCAAGAUUUAGUCCUGAUCAAGAGCUAUUUAUAAUGGAGGAGACACAGAGUAAUAUAUUAAGAAGCUUUUCUGCGCUGCACUCCGUGAGGAGAGUGAAUGCCUGUAAUGAUUUAUAAUAUGUGUCACGCUGUUGUGCUAGAAUAGUGAUGAUGAUGAUGAUGAUGACGAUGCAGUGAAAUAUGAAAUCUUAAAAAACUUUCAAUAUGAAAAGAAGUCUUUGUUUAUAAAUAUGACCUGAUUGCGAUUUUCCUGUUUAUAGUUUAUAGUAUCAGUUGACACCGGUGCCAUUGAAUAAGACGCCAUUUUUCCCCCGCUUCCUGAAUAUUGAAAAGAAGAGCCAGGAAGCAGUGGCACCCUCUCUUUCUCUCUGUCUCUCGCUCUUUUUCUAUCUCUCUCUUUAAACUCCCCAAAGAUGGGCCCCCCUAGUGGAUCGGCUGACUAACUACAAAAGCACAAAGAGACUCAAUCAUCAUUUAAAGGCGCCAUUUUGCUUUCCUUUCAGAACCAUUUAGUACUUCUUCUUCUUCUCCCCCUUUUGAGUGCUUGUCCUUGUGCUGUUUGACAUCCUGAAAUUGUUUCUAUAAAAGCUUGCUUUCGUGAAAAAACAAGUGAAACUGUUUUCUUUUUUGUUUGUCUCCUACAUCAGUUCUGCGCUGUGACAAUGUAUGACACCAGGGUUUGAGGCCUUACCCAUCCUGUACAGACACAGUAGGACAGAGUUGCCCUUCAGCACUGAUCUGAAAUCAGUGUGUUAUCCCUCUCACAUGUUUGAGGGCCCACGGUGUUGAUCUUGUGAGGGGGCAAUAUCUUCCUAAACCUGUACGUAGCUUCCUGUCUCACUUCUGUCCAUACAAGAUUUGUACAGUAAUCAGUGAACGAGAAGAGAAGACACAAUGUCAAUAGCAAUUAUUUACAUUUGACUUUAGAUUUUAGUGAUGAAGCUUUCAUUAUGAUAAAAAGACUAAGAGGUGUGUGGUGUUGUUUUAGCCAUCGUCUGCAAGUGUUUACAUAUCUUUUGUUUGUUUGUUUUGGGGUAUGCGUGGCUGGCCGUAGCGCCUUAUUGCUACAGUGUAGUUUUGCUAGCUAACAGAUUGGAGGCACCGAAUCUGCAGCGUGAGACAUAAAAUAUAGCUAUAUAAACAUAUAACUAUAAACACUGAACAAAGCUGUUAGUUUGUCAAUCUUUGUUGUUUCUUGUUUUUGAAAUAGUGAUAGAGUGGAUCAUUUUACAUUUGUAGAUCUCAAAAGUUGUCCAAUCUUCUAAAGAAGAUUCUUAUGACGGCUCACCUGCUGUGCUGCCAGUGGGCACCGCAGCAGGAGCCUUUCCUUAUUUCUGUCUCUCUCUCUUGAUCUUUCUGAGGCAUUAUUGAACCUGAACCACACCAGCUGAAAACAAGGACAGUGCCUUUAGUUUUAUAUGUCAACACCCACCCAACCCCUCCCCACCCGACUGACAAC